CACACAAGUGAAAGGCAGGGAGGCUCCAUCCUCGGGGACACCUUGGUGAAAGCAUCACCUGCUUCAUCACUUUGCUGUUCUUCCGAGGACUAAACGCUCACUUGAAGGUUUGCCCGCCGCCUUGACUUCACCUUCCCGGAGAGCGAAGGCGCUGAAGGGAAAGCAAAGGAUUUGGAAGGAAAAUGACUUUUUGCAGAGCCUGUCAUAUCCACCUGGUGGUGCUGCUGGUUGCCAUGGCGACGGCUGUCCAUUCAUCCCACAGCCUGGCCGGUGAGAGGAGCUCCAUCGAGAGCACGUACGAGCUGACCAAAUAUCUGGAGUAUCAGCUGAAGGAGAUCAAGGAUGUCUAUUUGACGUACCUGGGCCCCCCGUUCAACGAGAAGGAUUUUUCCCCCCCCAGACCCAACAGCACGGCUCUCUCCCUGCCCAGCGCCGCCACCCGCCUAGAACUGUGGCACGGCCUGGAGAACCAAGCCCGUCUGGCCCAGAACCAGAGGGCCUACUCCGUCCUGUUGGCGGCUGUGAGGGAGCUGGCCCGCUCCACCCUCUGCCCCUCCCUCAAGAUCUCCCUGCUGCACUUCUGCACAGGCCUGGAUGGGCUCCUGGGGUCCAUAUCGGCGCUGAUGACCACCCUGGGUUACGCUCUUCCUCCAUCGAGCCCCGACCACGAGUACCACCAGAGGGGGUCGGAGGGAGACCACCCGGCUCCGCUCAUCAGUCGGAGCUCGUACAGGUCCAGAACCAGGACGAGGACAGAAAGACGGAGCGGUGCGAGGGAGGCCCGAGGGGAGCGGGAGGGCGGCCUCGCUGUGGAUAUGAAGAGAACCAAAGCAGGGAGGCGAGUGGAGGCGGCCGCAGCUGGAGGAAGGAGCGGCGGAUCCAGGGAGAAGCCAAGAGGAGACAAGAGGAGAGGGAGGCGGGAGGAACCUGAGACCUGGAUUCUGGAAGAGGAGGAGCGAGCGGGAGGGACGGCGGGAUGGGGCGGGAGGCGUUUGCUGAGCGUCGGUGAAGAUCAAGACGAAGGAGAGCACGUGAUGGAGGAGGGCUACAGCUACAACGUCCAGCACAUUGGAGACGGGAGGGGGAGCCUCUUGCUCUCCUCGUCUCACCACCAGCACCGACCUCCUCGCUCCCUCCUCUUCACCCCGACGCUCCCACCUCCUGCGUCCGCCCUCUCCUUGCUCUACCGGGAGGACCACGCCCUGCUUUCCACGCCCUCCUCGCUCAUCUCCUCCUCCGCCUCGGUGCUCCUUUCUGUGCGGCCCGCUAUGAAUGACUUCGCCCGGAAGGUGGAGGGCUUCUGGGUGCUCCGUGAGCUGCAGAGCUGGUUGUGGAGAUCGGCGAAGGACUUCAACCGCCUCAAGAGGAGACUCCGAGGCUGACGGUUUUUGCACUAGUGGGGGGGGGCUUUUUACUCCGUUUCUUCACUGAUUCAUCGGUUAGUUUUAAAUAUCAUUCAUUUUGUGAAUGUUCUGAACUCCCGUUUCCAUGAUGGUGUUGUAUUCUAUUGUACUAAUGUGGUCUGGAGGAGCACCCGAGUCAGAUCUCAUGUUGGCCUUCUUUGGAAAACUAGCAAGACUCAAUCAAGAUCCCAUCCAUCCAUCUUUU
Doryrhamphus excisus (bluestripe pipefish) is the source of this 1608-nucleotide messenger RNA. RefSeq names its product cardiotrophin-like cytokine factor 1 (gene clcf1). Lineage: Eukaryota; Metazoa; Chordata; Actinopteri; Syngnathiformes; Syngnathidae. Gene Ontology annotation, molecular function: cytokine activity. The record is from RefSeq and is a predicted model, not a curated record. Gene Ontology annotation, biological process: cell surface receptor signaling pathway; positive regulation of tyrosine phosphorylation of STAT protein. Gene Ontology annotation, cellular component: extracellular region.